AUGGCAAAAAUCAUCUUGAGGCACCUCAUAGAGACCCCAGUGCGUUAUCAGGAGGAGUUUGAAGCUCGGGGCUUGGAAGACUGCAGACUGGAUCAUGCUUUAUAUGCACUGCCCGGGCCAACCAUCGAGGACCUGAGGAAAUCCAGAGACACGCCACAGGCUCUUGCAGAGGACUCAGCCUCCACCGAGACGCCACCCAGAGAAGGCAAGUCCCGCUUCCAGAUCCUGCUGGAUGUGGUCCAGUUCCUGCCCGAGGACAUCAUCAUCCAGACCUUCGAGGGCUGGCUGCUGAUCAAAGCGCAGCAUGGGACCAGAAUGGAUGAGCACGGCUUUAUAUCCCGGAGUUUCACUAGACAGUACAAACUGCCAGAUGGCAUCGAAACCAAGGAUUUGUCUGCCAUCCUCUGUCACGAUGGAAUUUUGGUGGUGGAGGUAAAGGAUCCACUAGGGACCAAGUAA
Messenger RNA from Peromyscus eremicus (cactus mouse), 459 nucleotides. It is a transcript of the gene Hspb3, whose product is annotated as heat shock protein family B (small) member 3. The transcript has a single exon. The record is from RefSeq and is a predicted model, not a curated record. NCBI's taxonomy places the organism in Eukaryota, Metazoa, Chordata, Mammalia, Rodentia, Cricetidae. The coding region runs from base 1 to 459 and encodes 152 amino acids. Gene Ontology annotation, cellular component: cytoplasm; nuclear speck.